This is a messenger RNA of Pipistrellus kuhlii (Kuhl's pipistrelle), 4395 nucleotides long. It is a transcript of the gene NAMPT, whose product is annotated as nicotinamide phosphoribosyltransferase. Gene Ontology annotation, molecular function: nicotinamide phosphoribosyltransferase activity. Gene Ontology annotation, biological process: NAD+ biosynthetic process. The transcript is spliced from 11 exons. Bases 147 to 1622 code for a protein of 491 amino acids. NCBI's taxonomy places the organism in Eukaryota, Metazoa, Chordata, Mammalia, Chiroptera, Vespertilionidae. The record is from RefSeq and is a predicted model, not a curated record.
CGCGCUCCGUUUCCCCCUCACCUCCCCCUCCGACCGAGCGGUGACUUAAGCAACAGAGCGCCGGGGAGCCUAUAUUUUCUCCCUCCUCGCUGCGGUGCAGGGCAGCCCCCCUCCCCUCCGGCCCGCGGCCCGCACUCCGGCCCGAGAUGAAUGCUGCGGCAGAAGCCGAGUUCAACAUCCUCCUGGCCACCGACUCCUACAAGGUUACUCACUAUAAACAAUACCCACCCAAUACAAGCAAAGUUUAUUCCUACUUUGAAUGCCGUGAAAAGAAGACAGAAAACUCCAAAAUAAGGAAGGUGAAAUACGAGGAAACAGUAUUUUAUGGGUUGCAGUACAUUCUUAAUAAAUUCUUAAAAGGUAAAGUAGUGACCAAAGAGAAGAUCCAGGAAGCCAAAGAGGUAUACAAAGAACAUUUCCAAGAUGAUGUAUUUAAUGAAAAAGGAUGGAACUAUAUUCUUGAGAAAUACGAUGGGCAUCUUCCUAUAGAAGUAAAAGCUGUUCCUGAGGGCUAUGUCAUUCCCAGAGGAAAUGUUCUCUUCACAGUGGAAAACACAGAUCCAGAGUGUUAUUGGCUUACAAAUUGGGUUGAGACUAUUCUUGUUCAGUCCUGGUAUCCAAUCACUGUGGCCACAAAUUCUAGAGAGCAGAAGAAAAUAUUGGCGAAAUAUUUGUUAGAAACAUCUGGUAACUUAGUUGGUCUGGAAUACAAGUUGCAUGAUUUUGGCUACAGAGGAGUAUCUUCUCAAGAGACUGCUGGCAUAGGAGCAUCUGCUCAUUUGGUUAACUUCAAAGGAACAGAUACAGUAGCAGGAAUUGCUUUAAUUAAAAAAUACUAUGGGACGAAAGAUCCUGUUCCAGGCUAUUCUAUACCAGCGGCAGAACACAGUACCAUAACAGCUUGGGGGAAAGACCAUGAAAAAGAUGCUUUUGAACAUAUAGUAACACAGUUUUCAUCAGUGCCUGUAUCUGUGGUCAGCGAUAGUUAUGACAUUUAUAAUGCGUGUGAGAAAAUAUGGGGUGAAGAUCUAAGACAUUUAAUAGUAUCAAGAAGUUCAGAGGCACCACUAAUAAUCAGACCUGAUUCUGGAAAUCCUCUUGACACUGUAUUAAAGGUUUUGGAUAUUUUAGGUAAGAAAUUUCCUGUUACUGAGAACUCAAAGGGCUACAAGUUGCUGCCACCUUAUCUUCGAGUUAUUCAAGGAGAUGGAGUAGAUAUUAAUACCUUACAAGAGGUUGUAGAAGGCAUGAAGCAAAAAAAAUGGAGUAUUGAAAAUAUUGCCUUUGGUUCUGGUGGAGCUUUGCUACAAAAAUUAACAAGAGAUCUCUUGAAUUGUUCCUUUAAGUGUAGUUAUGUUGUAACCAAUGGCCUUGGGGUUAAUGUCUUCAAGGACCCAGUUGCUGAUCCCAACAAAAGGUCCAAAAAAGGUCGAUUAUCUUUACAUAAAACACCAGCAGGAAAUUUUGUUACACUUGAGGAAGGAAAAGGAGACCUCGAAGAAUAUGGUCAUGAUCUUCUCCAUACUGUCUUCAAGAAUGGGAAGGUGACAAAAAGUUAUUCAUUUGAUGAAGUAAGAAAAAAUGCACAGCUGAAUAUUGAACUGGAAGUAGCACCUCAUUAGGCUUUGUUUUAUGACGGGGUGUGUGUCUUUGCCUGUGUGUGUGCGUGUACAUGCAGGCACCCAUACACCAGUGUGGGUGAGUGUGUGAUACAUAAUGUUCAUUGUACAGAUGUGCGGGUUUCUUUGUUUUAUGAUACAUUACAGCCAAAUUAUUUGUUGGUUUAUGGACAUACUGCCCUUUCUUUUUUCCCCCAGUGUUUAGGUGAUCUCAAUUAGGCAAUGCAUUGACCACAUAAAAGAUUAAUGCUAAAGUAAGCUUUUUAGGGCCCUUUGCCAAUAGAUAGUAAUUUAAUCUGGUAUUGAUCUUUUCUCAACAGAACUGAGAAACUUUUAUAUAUAACAAAAGAUCAUAUAAAACCGAUUUGCAUAAAGUUGUCAUGAUUGCUUUAUGUUUAUAUUUAACUUGUAUUUUUGUACAAACAAUAUUGUGUACGAUAUAUUUAAAGUUUCAGUGAUUAACAGUCUUUCCAACUUUUCAUGAUUUUUAUGAGCACAGACUUUCAAGAAAAUACUUGAAGAUAAAUUACAUUGCCUUUUGUCCAUUAAUCAGCAAAUAAAACAUGGCCUUAACAAAGUUGUUUGUGUUAUUGUAGAAUUUUAAAAUUAUGUCGGGACACAUCCUAUAGAAUUACUAACCUCACUGCCCCUUGUAGAAUAUAUAUUAAUCAUUCUACAUUAAAGAAAAUAAUGGUUCUUACUGGAAUGUCUAGGCACUGUACAGUGAUUAUAUAUGUUGGUCAUUGUAUUGUACCAGUGAAAUGCCAAAUUGGAAAGGCCUGUACUACAGUUUUAUAUGUCAAGUAUUGCCUGUGGCUGUAAUAUGCACCUCAAGAUUUUAAGGAGAUAAUGUUUUUAGAAAGAAUUUCUGCUUCCAAUAUAGAAUGUAUACAUAAAUGUAAAAUAUUGACAAAAGUGGAAGUAGUGUAUUUUAAAAUAAUUACACUUCUGAAUUUAUUUUUCCUAUUCUAUAGUUGAUAUGACUUAAUACUGGAAUGGGUAGUGAGUGUACUUAUUUUAAAUUUUUUGAUUCUGUUAUAUUUUCAUUAAGUUUUUUAAAAAUUAAAUUGAAUAUUAAAUUGUAUGGACAUCAUUUAUUUUAAACUGAAUUCCUAAAUAAAUAAUAUUCCAUUUCCUAAAUAAAUAAUAUUCCAUUAAGUUUUUAAAUGAAGAUGAAUUAUCCCCAGUCAAAAGCAUGAUGACAUGAGUUUAAAUAGAAGAAUCUUGGAAGAAAAUGGGCUAAAUUCAAAGUAUUCAGCAUCAAAAUGUUCUAGAGUGAUUAUCUGCUAGAUUCUGAGUCAGUCAUCACAUCUAACUGGAGACCAUUUGCUUUGUAGAUGAUUCGUAUAUAUUUAGGUCUGCACUUGUAAGGCAGUGAAAGGUUGACAACUAAAGCCCAAGGCCAAAUUUGGACUGGUUUUUUUGUUGUUGUUAAAUAGCAUCUUGUAGGGCUGCCCUCUCAGACAGCAGCAUUGAAAGUGAGUAGUUGCAGUAGUGAACACAUGGCCCAGAAACCUGAAAUGUUUAUCUGGCCCUGGCGGAUUGUGCCUUGAAUUUUAAGAGAAAUGUUGAUUUUCAGGGAAGGUAGGAGGUUAAGUAGAUACAGAGUUUGUCUCUCAUCCUUUCUUUUCUCUUUUAAGAAUCUGAUUAAAUGUGAAAUUUUAAAAAAUUGAAAAGCCAUAAAUCAUCUGUCCUGAACAAUUACAUGAGAAAGUAUUUUAUUAGUAUUUUCUUAGAAUAAUUUAAUUAGAGGUGAGUUACCUAUUUUAAACAUCUUUUAUAACAUUAAAAAUAUAGGUUUUUGCAGAUGAUUCUAAAUACUUGUUUAAUGAGAAUAAUAAGUUUUAUUCACUUUCAGUAAAAGUUUUCAUCUUGUAAUUUAUGGUAGAAAAUAACUAAGAUUUUAAAUGUAUCUAAGUAAAGAUUAGUAGUAUUAAAAAGAAUACAUCUUUUCACAAAAUGUGCUCUAAAGGGGCUUAAAGAAUUAAAAGAAACUAUUACAAAUAACUGAUACCACCUGUAAGUUUGAUUUUAUUUGUUUAAACACUGGAAUCGAACUAAAGGCAAUAUUCUUUCUGUACUGUGAAUAUCAGCAAUUUCAAAGUAUCUAGAGGAGUUUUAAGACUUUCAGUGAAGACUAAAAUCUGUACUUUUGAAUAUGGCCAUAGAUUGCAGGGUGGGAUGAUUAAUUCUGUUCACUAUUACUCAUUUGUAACUGAUUAACCCUGAAUUUCCAUCACUGAGCACCACUCUGAGUAGCAGUGGUUAGCAUAGGUACCAGGUAGAACUCUGCUGUGUCACCCUUUAAAUCAGCCUCACUGUUUCAGAUAAAAGCAAAUGUCGUGUGGCUUUCCUUAAGUCAUUAGAUGUGCAACUGACAUCAGUUAUCCCUCUCAAUUCAUAAUAUAAAGUAUUUGUAUUUUAAAUAGAAGAUAGGUGUUCUGUAUUAAGACUCUUUAUUUGUACUCUAGAGUUAAAGUGGUUUUAGUGAUUAUCCCUUAUUUCCUUUAUUGCAAUAAAUUGUUACAAAAAAUAUUUUAUCAUUUGGAAAACUAGAACGAGGAAAAAUGACAAGGUAUUUAUUGCUCUGUUUGCUAUAUUUAGAAUUAAACACUUAAAACAAGUAUUUUGUAGUUUUACAUUCCUUUUUAACCCAUUCAGUGGAGAACGUCAGUUUUUCUCCAGUUGUAUGUUAAGUCAAUUCUAAUAUAUGUAUUCAGCAUCAUAGAUAAACAUUUUAUAAACAUGGAAAUAAAGUUUAGCUCUAUUAGUGAAA